This is a messenger RNA of Ochotona curzoniae (black-lipped pika), 3915 nucleotides long. RefSeq names its product XPA, DNA damage recognition and repair factor (gene XPA). NCBI's taxonomy places the organism in Eukaryota, Metazoa, Chordata, Mammalia, Lagomorpha, Ochotonidae. Gene Ontology annotation, cellular component: nucleotide-excision repair factor 1 complex. The transcript has 7 exons. Gene Ontology annotation, molecular function: damaged DNA binding. The record is from RefSeq and is a predicted model, not a curated record. Gene Ontology annotation, biological process: nucleotide-excision repair, DNA damage recognition; nucleotide-excision repair involved in interstrand cross-link repair; base-excision repair. Bases 18 to 836 code for a protein of 272 amino acids.
CUCGGAGAAGCCUGGCGAUGGCGGCGGUGGAAGGAGUUUCUCCCGAGCCGACGGCUUCGGAGCAAGCGGCCGAGCUGCCCGCGUCGGUGCGGGCGAGCAUAGAGCGGAAGCGGCAGCGGGCGCUGAUGCUGCGCCAGGCCCGGCUGGCGACCCGGCCCUACCCGGCGGCGGCGGGAGCGGCGACCGGAGGCGUGGCUAAUGUAAAGGCGGCCCCCAAAGUGAUUGACACAGGAGGAGGCUUCAUCUUGGAAGAGGAAGAAGAGGAACAUAAAGUUGAAAAAAUUGUCCAUCAACCAGGCCCCGUGAUGGAGUUUGACUAUGUGUUAUGUGAAGAAUGUGGGAAGGAGUUCAUGGAUUCCUACCUCAUGAGCCACUUUGAUUUGGCCACGUGUGACAACUGCAGAGAUGCUGAGGAGAAGCACAAGCUUAUAACCAAAACAGAAGCCAAACAGGAGUACCUUCUCAAAGAUUGUGAUCUAGAAAAAAGAGAACCAGCUCUGAAGUUUAUCGUGAAGAAGAAUCCUCGUCAUUCACAGUGGGGUGACAUGAAACUCUACUUAAAAUUACAGAUUGUGCAGAGGGCGCUGGAAGUCUGGGGCAGCCAGGAAGCACUAGAAGCUGCUAAGGAAGUUCGACAGGAAAACCGAGAAAAAAUGAGACAGAAGAAGUUUGAUAAAAAAGUAAAAGAACUGCGGCGAGCAGUAAGAAGCAGUGUGUGGAAAAGGGAAACAGCUGCUCAUCAACACGAGUAUGGACCUGAAGAACACAUAGAAGACGACAUGUACCGGAAGAGCUGUACUCUCUGUGGCCAUGAACUGAAUUACGAAAAAAUGUGAUUUUUAGGUAUAAUUCUAGAAGAGUGAAUACACUCACAUGACAAGCCUGGUAACUGACAUCAGUGCGAUGUUUUUACUGCAUGGUAUGAUGUGACCUGCUGUCAUUUUGUCUGUGGUGAGCUUUGUUCAAAGGGAAAGCAGCUGCUGCGUGGCCUGCUCACAGACCUGUUUCUAAUUAGCCCUGCUUUGCCUUAAAAGCAGGUCCAACAGUUACCAUCUUCAUCAGAGGUAUUCACUGACUGAGGCCGAUCACUAUUCCACCUUGUGUUUAAACAAGGAUAAGGAGAAACAACAUAAAUAAGAGAAUAUUUUGGUCAAGAACCAGGGUUUUAGCUCUUUCUCUGCUUGUUACUUGCCAGGCAGCCUUAACCUUCAGAAAUCCCUACCUGCUCCAAGAUAAUUUCAGACUAUCAAAAUAUGGAAAAAUCCUUAAAUCAUUAUAAAUUUAUGAUAGGAAAAGAAUAUCAAUAAUAUUAAAGAUUUAAUAGGUAAAGUCUAAAAUCUUUACAUUUGUAUUUUAAGACUACACUCAGCAGGCUCAGAAACUAGUCAUCUGGACCAGGUUCUCCAAAAAUACAACCCACACCUAACUUCAAACAGUUUUAGCCAGUCUGGCCUCACUGUUCCACACCAGCAGGUAACUCACCAUAUGACCUUGGGACUUCCUCUGAGAGGCUCCAAGAAGUGUCAAGAUGCUCCAAGUGUCAAGCCUGGAUCGACCCUUCCCACCAAGUUGUUCACAUUGCACAACUUAAGAUUUCUAGAUGACUUAUUUUCAAGUAAAAUUGGAAGUAGCUGAUAUAUUAAAAAGCAUUUAUACUGCAAGUAGUAUCUUAAGAUAGUAAAAAUGCUUUGAAGAGAAUAUUCUAAGGGAGGGCUAAGUUCAUUUUCAUGAGACACCACCAAUUUCAAAACAGACUGAGAUAAGUCAUGAAAUACCAAAGUUUAAAAAACAUACUUCUAGUUUUAUUUCAGCCAUGUUAGGUUAUCCAUGAGCUGUGAAAAGCUACACUACCUGGUGAUAAACCCAUCAGUUCUCUAGGCUACGUUGUAAGCUUGACCUCUUGUGUUCCACAUACCUCACAUCUGGUGCCUUAAGGAGAAAAUACCAAAUUGAUUACAGAAAAGUUACGUCACCUAUAUAAUACAUAAUGGUCAUCAUCACACUGUCAUCAGGAAAUAUUUGCUGUUUAGGGGCAAUUCAAGUUAAUGUCAUUCCUCAUUCUCUCUCUUCCCCUUUGUUUCCCAUAAGGGGGAAAGGAUACUACAAGAAAGCAAGCAUUUAAACCAGUAAAAAUAAAACAAAUUAUUUUAAAAUACUUAAAAAAUCCUGAUGGGAAAAAAUGGACCAUUAGGCCUGCAGGGCACAGAACUGCUGGAACACGGCAAGGAUAUGAGGGUCUAGCUCAGCGGUGAAGAGCAGGUUCUCCAGGGUCACCAUGUACUGCUGGAUGAUCUGGUGGUGCUGCAGACACAGAGAAGGCCGGAAGACACAGAGUUAGGUCGGAAGUGGCAGAGCACCCUUCAGCAGCCCACACCCACUGCAGGGAGGAGGUUUAAUGGAGAUCAUGCCCAUAGGAAUAGUGGGCUCCAGAGAAGCUUGAUGUCAAGAAAAUACAGGAGGAAGUUAGGCACAUGGAUGUUCAGGGCUGGUUCAGUAGUGAAUCGGCAUCUAGGCAAAUGUAGUUCAUAAUUCAAGUAGCAGCAGUAACACCUGCUUGCUGCUGCUGCAGACUAGAGUCAAGGUCAACUGGGUUCUGCCCUAUACAUUAACACCACUACUCCACCAACAAAAAGCCAGGUAGACAGGAAUGGACAUAGGAAGAGAAAAAAAUGCCAGAAAAUGGACUGUUCUUUUAUUAGGUGCUCCUCUACAGACCCAAAUACACUUGGAGAUUGCAGUGCCAGCUUAUUUUACAUGGACAACUAAGGGAUGGGUGUUUGGCGUGAUCCUUAAGUUGCAGUCUGGGAGCCCAAGUCCUGUAUUACAGAGCUGAGGUUCAUGGCCCAGCUCUGCUUCCAAUUCCAGCUUCCUGCUGAUAACGUGCACCCUGGGAAGCAAGCUGGCAAUGGCUCAAGUACUACAGCCCACUCAGGAGACCCAGACCGAGUCCCAGGCAUCAGAUGGGUCUUGCCCAGAAUAGACAGUAGACAAAAAUGAGGGUUCUGCCACCUAUAGUGCUUAUGCACAGAGGUCACCUCGUUUCUUGGCACUGGCUUUCACCUACAUUCAGAUCCAACACAGGAAAUGGCAACCACAAGCCUAGGUUUAAUUAGUUCUGUGUCACUUAAACAUUCUGAUGAGCAAUGGCAGCAGCAGAAUGACAUGAUCUAAAAUGUCUACAGCCCCUCAGUCAAACCCUGACCAGUUUAACAAGAAUAUUCUUAGCAGAGGCGUCAAUGAUCUACCUAAUCAAAGUUCCCCACAAACCUGAAGGAAGAUCUGCUGGAGCCUUUCUAUGCAGUUCUUAUACCAUGGUGUCAGUACACUGGUCCCGUCAGUCUCGCACCUCACCAGAUGUUCAGUCAAGAUCAUGAUAAAGCGCUGGAAAGGGUGGACAGGGUUAAAGAAGUGUUAAGAGAGACCAUCGUCCACCAGACACAAACUCAAAACAAGAGGACCUCAAAGGAUUACUUGUUUCCCCGUCUUUAAAUCAUGAGACACCUUCCAUCUAGAAAGGCGGUAAGAAUGUGAGCGGACACAUUUGUUAAAAGUACAUAAAGAGCUUCAAUAUUUAAACUGCUUUUGUGAUUAACAGUAUUUCAUGGCAUCUAUUCUAAGGAAAUAAUCAGAAAUGUUCCGGCAACCUAGGCACAAACAUAUGUCAGGGAAGAAAAAAAGAAGCAUGUAAUAAUCAACAGGGAAUAAUCAUUAAACACGAGGCAAGAGUCCAAGAGAAGCAACCCCGAGCUGCUUUUACAGCAUGGAGAAACACCUCAUGCCACAGUACAAACUGAUAGCACAGCACUCGGGAGACAUGUUGGUGUUCAAGUGAUGAAUACUUAGUCUUUAUAAAUUUUUGUAUUUUAAAACUUAUGUAAAUUAUGUACUUUGUGAUUAAAGAUAUUUUAAAAGAAA